CACCAGGGAAUCUACCUGGUCCAUCCAAGGAAGCGUUCAUCAGGGAACUCCGGCACUGGGGAAUGGACUGGUUGAGAGCCAAUAAGCUGUAGCUCAAUCCAGACUGGACAGAGCAUCCUGUGGAAUGGGUCAGAGUGGCUUGGCUGUCCGUUGUCCUUCCUGAGAGCCGGAGGUUGCGCUGAGGAGGCCUGGCUGAGGAGGUUAUGGUGCCCUCACUUCACCCUCUGAGUCCCCGGGAGAAGGAGAAAGGCUAAGUGGCCACGUCCACCGCUUCCUUCGUCUGCCAUGAGCCAAACACGGGGCUCCUCGGAGCUCCAUCACAUCAUCUCCGCCGCCUUCGAGGGGCCUGAGCAGGACGGGCCGAGCCCUGCAUCACCCCUGUAUGGGGGUCCGGAGCAGGAGGAGGAGAAGGACCUGAGCAAGGCACUGCGGGUGGAGCGCUUUGAGGAGAUCCUGCAGGACUCGCACCCGCGCAAUGUGGAGGAGGCUGGCCGGAGCUACAGCGAGGAGGACUUUGAGUACCACCGCCAGUCCUCCCACCACAUCCACCAUCCGCUGUCCAGCCACCUCCCUUCCGAUGCCCGGAGGAAAAAGGGCGGGGCGAAGAAAGGCAAGAAGCAGCGGCCCCGGGCCUCCGUCCCCGGGGAGACGCCCACCAUCGAGGAGGAGGCCGAGGGCGGGGAGGAGGAGGAGGAGGAGGAGGCCGACGAAGACGACGCCUGUGACACGGAGACGGAGCAGGCCCCCGAGGGCCUCCUGCUCACCGGGAGCUCUCCCGAGGGCGUGCAGUUCUUCUUGCAGGAGGACGAUGGUCUUGACCGGCGGACAGAGGGGUCGGUGAGCCCCACGCUGCCCCUGAGCUCCCCGACGCACUCCGGGGGCUCCCUGCCUGCCAAGGGGGCAAAGAUGGGCGGUUCAGAUGUCGAAGGGCCGGGGGGCGUGGAGGGGCCCGGUCUGGCCGAGGGGGGCUCCCCCGGACGCGCCCUCGCCAAGCCCCAGGCUGGCCACCGCAGCUACAACCUCCAUGAGCGCCGGCGCAUUGGCAGCAUGACCGGGGUGGAGCAGGCCCGGUACCAGAAGGUGCCCACGGACGAGUCGGAGGCCCUGACCCUGGCCUCUGCGGACCUGGACUACAUGAAGAGUCACAGGUUCGAGGACGUCCCGGGGGUGCGCAGGCAUCUGGUGCGCAAGAGCACCAAGGGCCAAGUGGUGCACAUCGGCAAGGACCGCAAGGAGACCAGCGCCCGGCAGCGCAAGCAAGACCGGCGGCCCCACGAGGUCUUUGUGGAGCUGAACGAGCUGAUCGUGGACAAGAACCAGGAGAUGCAGUGGAAGGAGACGGCCCGUUGGAUCAAGUUUGAGGAGGACGUGGAGGAAGAGACGGAUCGCUGGGGGAAGCCGCACGUCGCUUCCCUCUCCUUCCGCAGCCUGCUGGAGCUGCGACGGACCCUGUCCCACGGGGCCGUCCUUCUCGACCUGGACCAGAAGACGCUGCCGGGGGUGGCGCACCAAGUGGUGGAGCAGAUGAUCAUCUCUGACCAGAUCCGUGCCGAGGACCGCGCCAACGUGCUUCGGGCGCUGUUACUCAAGCACAGCCACCCCUCGGACGAGAAGGAUUUCUCUUUCCCCCGCAACAUCUCCGCCGGCUCGCUGGGCUCCCUGCUGGGCCACCACCACAGCGCCAACCACGUCGGAGAAGGGGCGGAACCGACGGUCACCGACCCACUCAUCGGGGGCCACGUUGGCGAGCACGAGACCCGGGUGGACAUUGAGAAGGAGAGGGAGGUCGUGUCGCCUGCGCUGCCUGGCAACAUCACACGAUCCAAGUCCAAGCAUGAGCUGAAGUUGCUGGAGAAAAUCCCCGACAACGCGGAGGCCACCGUGGUGCUCGUGGGCUCUGUGGAGUUCCUGGACCAGCCCACCAUGGCGUUCGUGCGGCUGCAGGAGGCCGCCCAGCUGGAGGCCGUGCUGGAGGUGCCCGUCCCGGUGCGCUUCCUCUUUGUGCUGCUGGGUCCGAGCAGCGCCAACAUGGACUACCACGAAAUCGGGCGCUCCAUCUCCACCCUCAUGUCCGACAAGCAAUUCCACGAGGCGGCCUACCUGGCGGACGACCGGCACGACCUCCUGCACGCCAUCAACGAGUUCCUGGACUGCAGCGUGGUCCUGCCCCCCUCGGAGGUGCAGGGCGAGGAGCUCCUGCGCAGCGUGGCCCACUUCCAGCGCGAGAUGCUGCGGCGCCGGGAGGAGCAGGAGCGGCGGCUGAUGCUGCUGGGGGCCGCCGCGGAACCCAAAUCGCCCGAGGAGAAAGCAUUGCUGAAGCUGAAGGUGGCAGAGGAAGGCGAAGAGGGUGACCCGCUGAAGCGCACGGGCCGCCCCUUUGGGGGGCUGGUCCGCGAUGUCCGCCGGCGCUACCCCAAGUACCUCAGCGACUUCCGGGAUGCCCUGGACCCUCAGUGCCUGGCUGCUGUGAUCUUCAUCUACUUUGCCGCUCUGUCGCCCGCCAUCACCUUUGGAGGGCUCCUGGGAGAGAAGACCCGAGGGCUGAUCGGGGUCUCGGAGCUGAUCAUCUCCACCUCGGUGCAGGGGAUCCUCUUCUGCCUGCUGGGCGCUCAGCCGCUCCUCAUCAUUGGCUUCUCGGGGCCCCUCCUCGUGUUCGAGGAGGCCUUUUUCACGUUCUGCUCGUCGCAAGGGCUGGACUACCUGGUGGGCCGCGUCUGGAUCGGCUUGUGGCUCAUUGUGAUCGUGCUGGUCAUGGUGGCGUUUGAGGGCAGCUUCCUGGUGCGUUUCGUCUCCCGCUUCACCCAGGAGAUCUUUGCCUUCCUCAUCUCCCUCAUCUUCAUCUAUGAGACCUUCUACAAACUGAUCAAGAUCUUUCAGGAGCACCCCCUCCACGGCUGCGUGAACGCGAACGACAGCAGCGCCGCCCUGGUGGAGGACGUCACGGCGGCCCCCAAGAACGGGACAGCCAGGCAAGCGUCUCCCAAAGUGACCGGCCAGCCGAACACGGCGCUGCUCUCGCUGGUGCUCAUGGCCGGGACAUUCUUCAUUGCCUUCUUCCUGCGCAAGUUCAAGAACAGCCGCUUCUUCCCGGGCCGGGUUCGGCGGGUGAUUGGCGACUUCGGGGUGCCCAUUGCCAUCCUGCUGAUGGUGCUGGUGGACUACAGCACCGAGGACACCUACACUCAGAAGCUCUCGGUGCCCCACGGCUUCUCUGUCACAGACCCCAAGAAGCGGGGCUGGGUGAUCAACCCGCUGGGCGACCGCCACGACUUCCCGGUGUGGAUGAUGGCGUCCAGCGCGCUCCCAGCUCUCCUGGUGUUCAUUCUGAUCUUCAUGGAGACCCAAAUCACUACGCUGAUCAUCAGCAAAAAGGAGCGGCAGCUGCGCAAGGGCUCCGGCUUCCACCUGGACCUGCUGCUCAUCGUGGCCAUGGGCGGCUUCUGCGCGCUCUUCGGGCUGCCCUGGCUGGCGGCCGCCACCGUGCGCUCCGUCACUCACGCCAACGCCCUCACCGUCAUGAGCAAGGCUGUGGCGCCGGGGGACAAGCCCAAGAUCCAGGAGGUGAAGGAGCAGCGGGUCACCGGGCUGCUGGUGGCCGUCCUGGUGGGCCUUUCCAUUGUGAUCGGAGACCUUCUGCGCAAGAUCCCACUGGCCGUCCUGUUUGGGAUCUUCCUCUACAUGGGAGUCACCUCGCUGAACGGGAUCCAGUUCUACGAGCGCCUCCACCUGCUGCUCAUGCCCCCCAAGCACCACCCGGACAUGACCUACGUCAAAAAGGUGCGCACGGUGCGCAUGCACCUCUUCACCCUGUUGCAGCUGGGCUGCUUGGCCGUGCUCUGGGCCGUCAUGUCGACUGUGGCCUCACUGGCCUUCCCCUUCAUCCUCAUCCUCACCGUGCCGCUUCGCAUGUGCCUGCUCAGCCGCCUCUUCACUGAGCGAGAGAUGAAAUGCCUGGACGCAGCCGAGGCAGAGCCCAUCCUGGACGAGAGGGAAGGCGUGGACGAGUACAACGAAAUGCCUAUGCCCGUGUGAAGGGUGCGGACGAAAGGGCUGCCAGGUGCUGGGGCAGCUCCGCCACCUGGACUGCGCCCACGGCCCACCCACCCUCCGCCUUGCACCCCAGUGCCUUUGGCGUCAGCAGAGGAGAAGCCGACUGGCCUCACGCUGCCGUUCGUGCCCGGCCCUUCCCCAAGGAUGGGCGGGCGGGCUGUGGAGAGGCCCCUCCCCAAUCCACCCACAG
This is a messenger RNA of Elgaria multicarinata webbii, 4240 nucleotides long. It is a transcript of the gene SLC4A2, whose product is annotated as solute carrier family 4 member 2. Lineage: Eukaryota; Metazoa; Chordata; Lepidosauria; Squamata; Anguidae. The transcript is spliced from 24 exons. Gene Ontology annotation, cellular component: plasma membrane; apical plasma membrane; basolateral plasma membrane. The record is from RefSeq and is a predicted model, not a curated record. Gene Ontology annotation, biological process: bicarbonate transport; regulation of intracellular pH; transmembrane transport. Bases 286 to 4032 code for a protein of 1248 amino acids. Gene Ontology annotation, molecular function: solute:inorganic anion antiporter activity; monoatomic anion transmembrane transporter activity.